This is a messenger RNA of Hirsutella rhossiliensis, 1461 nucleotides long. Its product is annotated as aminotransferase class-III domain-containing protein. NCBI's taxonomy places the organism in Eukaryota, Fungi, Ascomycota, Sordariomycetes, Hypocreales, Ophiocordycipitaceae. Gene Ontology annotation, cellular component: mitochondrion. The record is from RefSeq and is a predicted model, not a curated record. Bases 1 to 1461 code for a protein of 486 amino acids. Gene Ontology annotation, molecular function: pyridoxal phosphate binding. The transcript is spliced from 3 exons. Gene Ontology annotation, biological process: GABA catabolic process.
AUGGCAGCCCUCCGUGCUGCUGGCGCCGCCAACGCCCUGCGGCCUUCUGUUGCGGCGGGCUCGGUGGCCUCGUCGCGGUCCUUCAGCAGUGCUGGCGCUGUGCGCAAGGCCGCCCAGCCUUUCCACAAGGACGAGCCCCAGGCGCCCGUCCUCAAGACCAAAUCCAUCCCCGGUCCUGAGAGCACCCGCUACAUCGACGACCUCAACAAGUCGUUUGAGACGCGGAGCGUCAAUAUGAUGGUCGACUACACCAAGAGCGUGGGAAACUACGUUGCUGAUCCCGAUGGCAACCUCUUGCUCGACGUCUAUGCCCAGAUUGCAUCGAUUCCCGUCGGCUACAAUAACGCGGCCCUGGCCGAGGUCGCCCAAUCCCCCGAGAUGGUCUGCGCCAUCAUCAACAGGCCGGCCCUGGGCAACUUUCCCUCCCACACGUGGGCUUCCCUUCUCAAAACGGGUGUCCUCAAGGUCGCGCCAAAGGGCCUCGACAACGUCUACACCGCCAUGGCCGGCUCCGACGCCAACGAGAUCGCGUACAAGGCCGCCUUCAUGUACCGCCGCCAGCUCGAGCGUGGUGGCCCCGACGCCGAAUUCACCCCUGAGGAGUUGGAGUCGGCCAUGAGGAACGAGGCCCCCGGGUCCCCCCAGCUCUCCAUCCUGUCCUUCAAGCAGGGCUUCCACGGCCGCCUCUUCGGCUCCCUCUCCACCACCCGUUCCAAGCCCAUCCACAAGCUCGACAUCCCGGCCUUCGACUGGCCCCAGGCCACCUUUCCGCAGUGCAAAUAUCCCAUGGACCAGCACGUUGAGGAAAAUGAGAAGGCCGAGCAGGCCAGCCUCGACGAGCCCAUUCAGAGCGAGGGCGGUGACAACCACGCCCCUCCAUCCUUUUUCCGAAAGCUCCGCGCCCUUACCAAGAAGCACAACGUCCUGCUGAUUGUCGACGAGGUCCAGACAGGCGUCGGCGCCACUGGCAAGUUCUGGGCCCACGACCACUGGAAUUUGCAAGAUCCUCCCGACAUGGUCACUUUCUCCAAGAAGGCCCAGACUGCCGGCUACUACUACCGCACAAAGGACAUGCGGCCCAACAAGCCCUACCGCCAGUUCAACACGUGGAUGGGCGAUCCUGCCAAGGCGCUGCUCUUCCGCGGCAUCAUUAACGAGAUUGAGCGUCUCGACCUCGUCAACCACACCGCAAAGGUCGGCGACUAUCUCUACGGCAAGAUUGAGGGUCUGGCUAAGCAGUAUCCCGACCACUUCCGGAACCUGCGCGGCAAGGGCCAGGGUACCUUUAUCGCAUUCGACAACCCCAAGCGAGACGCCUUCCUCGCAAAGGCUAAGACGUUUGGCAUCAACAUUGGUGGCAGCGGCACCAGCGCCGUGCGCCUGCGCCCCAUGCUGAUCUUCCAGCAGCACCACGCCGACAUCCUGGUCGAGGCGCUGGAGAAGAUUGUCAAGGCUCUGUAA